This is a messenger RNA of Apaloderma vittatum (bar-tailed trogon), 1176 nucleotides long. Its product is annotated as gastricsin-like. Lineage: Eukaryota; Metazoa; Chordata; Aves; Trogoniformes; Trogonidae. The record is from RefSeq and is a predicted model, not a curated record. Gene Ontology annotation, biological process: proteolysis. Gene Ontology annotation, molecular function: aspartic-type endopeptidase activity. The transcript has 9 exons.
AUGAAGUGGCUCGUGCUGGCCCUGAUGUGCCUCCAGCUUUCGGAGGGGCUGGUGAGAAUCCAGCUGAAGAAAGCCAAGUCUAUCAGGGAGAAGAUGAGGGAGGCUGGAGUGCUGGAUGACUACCUGAAGAAAGUUAAUUAUGAUCCAGCUAAGAAAUACCGCUUCAGUGGAGACUAUGUUGUGAACGAGCCGAUCACCAGCCACCUGGACUCCUCCUACUUCGGUGAGAUCAGCAUCGGGACCCCCCCACACAACUUCCUGGUGCUCUUUGACACCGGCUCCUCCAACCUGUGGGUGCCCUCCACCUACUGCCAGACACAGGCGUGCUACAACCACGCUACCUUCAACCCCAGCGCAUCCUCCACCUUUGUCAACAACGGCCAGUCCUACAGCAUCUCCUACGGCAGCGGCUCGCUGACAGUGGUGCUGGGCUACGACACACUGACGAUCCAGAGCAUCACGGUCACAAACCAGGAGUUCGGGCUCAGCGAGAGCGAGCCAGCCCAGCCUUUCUACUACGCUGAUUUUGAUGGGAUCCUGGGAAUGGCCUACCCCUCACUGGCAGUGGGAGGGACACCCACCGCACUGCAGGGCAUGCUGCAGCAGAACCAGCUCACCGAGCCCAUCUUCAGCUUCUACUUCUCUCGCCAGCCCACCUACAACUACGGGGGAGAGCUUGUUCUUGGAGGAGUUAACACUCAGCUCUACCAAGGGGAGAUUUCAUGGGCACCAGUGUCCCAGGAGCUUUACUGGCAGGUCACCAUUGAUGAGUGAGUUGCGUUUGUGCUUCAUGGGCAUNNGACCGGCUGGUGCAGCCAGGGCUGCCAGGCCAUCGUGGACACUGGAACGUACCUGCUGACCGUGCCCCAGACGUACCUCGACAGCUUCCUUCAGGCCAUGGGUGCCCAGCAGACCAGCUACGGCUAUGCAGUUGACUGCAGUACGGUCGAGAGCCUGCCCACCAUCACCUUCGUCAUCAACGGAACUGAGCUCCCUCUCGGCCCCUCUGCCUACGUCAUGAACAGCAACGGCUACUGCACUCUUGGGAUUGAGGUCACCUACCUGCCUUCCCAGAAUGGGCAGCCACUCUGGAUCUUGGGUGAUGUCUUCCUCAAGGAGUAUUACACCGUCUUUGACAUGGCUAACAACCGCAUCGGCUUCGCCACGUCAGCAUAG